Molecule: messenger RNA, 6102 nt
Organism: Hippopotamus amphibius kiboko
Lineage: Eukaryota; Metazoa; Chordata; Mammalia; Artiodactyla; Hippopotamidae
Gene: PSCA
Product: prostate stem cell antigen
Exons: 3
Coding region: 4613-4987 (124 amino acids)
Source: RefSeq, a predicted model, not a curated record
GCCAAGCCUCACACUGCGCACCACAGUGAGUGGCAGUUGCACAUCUCCAUCGGUCCGGCCAAAACGUCAGUCAUCCCUGACUCUCUGUGCCCACCCCCCCACGUCCAGACAGCGCCUGGCCUCUGCACUCUCCUGGCCGCCCCUCUCUCCUGAUCCCGCGGGUGCCUCCCCUGGUCCUUGCCGCCAGCGGGGUCUCUGGGACAGUGAGGCUGCCCCCCGCCCCCAAAAGCCAGCUCCCCCCCGCGUGGCACUCUGCUGUCACCUUGCAGGCACAAGAUCACAUGCGCCUCCCAGGACCUGCACCAGGCAGAUGCUCCCGCCAUCCCGCUGGGAGCCCCAGGCCUUGCCUCCAGGGCUGAGCCCACUCUGGCAGAGAGGAAGGGGUUCAGAAGAGACAGGAGGAGGAAGACCAUCUUCUGGUGUCACGUGAAGCCUGGCACAGAGGCCCCUCCCCCAAGUAUCCCCCCAAUGGACAGGGUCAGGCCCCUGACCAUGCCAGACCACCCAGCCCGGAGGCCUUGGAGAGGGUCCGGCUGAGCAGAUGCCCCCCUCGCCCCACCCCUGGCAUCCGUGUGCCCUGGAAAGGUCCUCCUGGGCACCAGGCAUGGCUGGGUCCCGCUCUCACUGUCCUCCAAGCCCACGGGGCUCCCGAGUGCUGUGGUCCCUCUUCCGCGGCCCUUGGGUGCAGCGGAGCCCCUCACCCAGGUUCCAGACCCUCGGGUGGGAAGAUGUCUGGCUUCCCCAGAGCCAAGGCGAGGGUCUCUUACGGCAGGAGGGGCUUUUUUGGGGGGCUGAGGUUGCAGCUGGGGCUCCUGGGCUCCCUGACUUCCCUCUGGGAGGGAGGAGUGGGCAGGAGAAGGGGGGCCAGCCUGGGGCUCAGCCCUGAGAGGCAUGGAGGCCAUGGGGAUGCAUGAACACACAGGAGGGGUGCCUCCUUUGUGACCAGGGCCCUUUGGGGACAGACCCCUGAACCCAGGAUGGACAGUGUGGGGGCAGUGCCCCAGUCAGGUGGACGGGGUCUCGGUGCCCCCCAGCACACUCAACUGUGGGACACGCAUUUACACACUCCCUCCACAUGCAGUUUUCACACACAAAGACACCCUCACAGAGUCGGAGCUUGCAAGACACAGCCUUAAUUUUUAGAACCUGUAAUGGGGAGCCUGGCACUGUGGCCUCUCUCCCUAAUCUGUCAGUGAUCUGACAGUGCACGCAUUACCCUCCUGGUUAUACAUGCAUUUUUCUAAAGGAAAAUGUCUACAAAUGUGGAAGAGAAUUCAGUUGUGGUUUUGCAAUAAGGCCCCAUCUUUAUUUUUUUAAGUUAAUUCUGCAUAAAAUAAUGAAUUCAUCCAAAAAAUGAUGUCCAUUAAAGUGUGGGGCCAUGUGACAGCCCCAGAAGGUUGUGGUGGUCUGUUGGCAAGGACCCCCUGUGAGGUGGGUCUGCCCUGCACACCCUGCCUCCCCUAGUGCCUGGCCCCACCACUGGUCCUACCAGCCCUGGCUUCACACUGGGGAGACUGGGGAGACUCCUGAGCUAUGUGAACAGGCAGGAUCUCCAGGGAACCCAGCUGGUUUGGGCCCGUGGGCAGGUAGGUGGAGGACCACGAGAGAACAGGAAAAUCUGGAGUCCCAGGAGGUGGCCUCAGAGCAGAGCAGGGAAGGGGCUAAGGGCGAGUCCCAUCGAAGCCGCAGCCUGACCUCGUCCACUGCAUGGAGGGACUGCAGGGAGUCACGACCCUGUGUGACAGGCCUUCCCAGAAAGUUGGACCACCAGAGGGUCCCGGCUCAGUUCAGGCUCACGGCAAGCCCAACGCAUGAGUGACCAGGGUCGGGGCUCAGACGUUGACCCCAGUGAGAGCUCAGUUUGGGGCCGAGGUCAGAAAUCAACGUGCGAUCAGGAGUAGAGUUUAAUAACUGUCUUCAGGGCGUCACAGCCAUGGUCAUGUCCGUGAGGUCAUCUGUCUCAGGCAGUUGGGCUGCCAGAACAAAAUACCAGAGUCUGGGUGACGUAAACAAGAGAAUUUGUCUUCCUCCCAGUUCUGAGACCUGGGCUUCUGGGCGGGCAGGUGCUGGCGGGGCCUCUCUGCCUGGCUUGCAGGUGGCUCCCUUGCCCUGCGUCAUCACACACGAGAGAGAGAGCCGGGGCCACACCUUCUCAGGUCACCAAAUCGCAUCACGAGGGCCCCAACCUCAUGACUGCAUCCAACCCUGAGGCCCCGUCUCUGAAAACCAUCCUGUCGGGGGUUAGGGCUUCAAGAUAUGAACGUGGGGGGACACAACUCAGAGCGCAGCACUGCGUCCUCGCCCCUCACAGUUCAUGUCCUCCUCCCGUGCGCGGUGCGUUCACGCCACCGCAGCCAGCGCCCACGCGAACACCUACAGCCCAAAGCCUCCCCUGAGUCCCCUCCACAUCAGCCAUGGCUGAGUCCAAGGACACGUCAUCCUGGCAAAUUCCUCUCCGCACGUGAACCUGUGACACCAGAGAAGUCACGUGCCUCCAAAAUACAGCCGGGGGACAGGCCGAGGACAGAGGCUCCCACUGCAAAGGGAGAAAUCGGAUGGAAGGGUGGCGGGUCCCAGCCCCAGCAAAGCCGCGUCGUGGCCAGGGCUCGGGGCGCUCCUGCCCGAUGCCAGCCGAGGACUCUGGUGCGUGCGAGGCAGUGCAGUGCGGGCAGAGUGAGGAGUAGCCCUCUUGGCCCGCAGCCCUGGCGCCAGGAGCACCCCCUUAGGGAACUGGAAAUAUCUUCAGGCCCUGCCACGCAUCCCCUGGGCCACAGGAACGCCCCCGGCUGAGAACCAGUGCCUUACGGUAAUGCUUCGUAUCAAAUCAUAUCAACACACACAGGCAACUGUCAAUAUUUGAAGAGUGAGUGUUCCAGGCUGGUGCUAGGUGCUGGGCGCCUUGAACACAAAGACAGAUAAGAAAGGCCCCCGCCCAGGGCACCUCGGCCCCGGUGAACCGGGAUGGGGGUGGGCGCAGGCAGGCAGCCCCACACCGGAGCAGGGAAGGCACAAACGCUGUCCUGGCCAGGCGAGCUAGCUGAGCUGAGGGGCGGCGGCUGGGGCGGGGUGUUCAGAGAGCAAGCGCCAGGUGGGCGGCCAGGGGCGAAGCCGCGUGCUGCUGGGGGGGCCUCGCUCACCUGUGUGCGACCUCGGCACGUCCCUCCCUCUCAGGGCCCCAGGCUCUGAGGCACAGAGCCCGGCCUGGGGAGAGACAGGGGCUGGGGUGUGGGGAGACCCCAGGAGUGUUGUGAGUCGCGGGAGGGCUGGGUCUCAGGGUGCCCCUGGCUCACACCACCCUGUCAUCCUGCUCCCGGCUGCCCCCCUCUGCGAGGCAUUCACCUGCCCUUCGGCCUUCCCCGCAGCCCAGGGAACCCCUUCCCCCAGCGCUCACGCCCCUGGCAACAUCCUCUCCACCCCUGACGUGCCCGGGCCCUUUUCCAGGGGGGGAAUCAAGGAGGGGAGUACUACACGCUCCAUGAGGCCAUCCACGGGGCCAGGAAGCUCUGAGGAAAUGAAAGGCACUCUCUCCCAUGGCAGGAGCCCGGUGCCCCCAGAUACACCCUGGGGCCAGCAGGCAGUAGGCGCAGCCUGUGCCCACCAGCACCUGGCCGACACGCCAAGGGGUCCCAGGGAGACUGUUCGCAGAGGGAGGGUCAGGUUGAGAGGGCAGCAGGGACCACUCCUGGCCCCCAGGCCAAGAGCAGCUGGGAGCCUCUGGCCCCCGGGGUGCAGAGGAGCAAGGGGAAGGGCCGGUUCCCAGAGGCUGGCCAGAGCGGCUGUGACGGGAGAAGGCUGGUGACCGGGUCACAGCUGCUGCCACGGUGGCCCAGGCGUCAGGGGGUGGCAGGACCUCCCACCCUCAGGUCUUGGCCUGUGGAAGCCUUUAUAGGAUCCUCACGCGACCCAGGACACAAACAGGGUGGAGAGUGGGCCUGGGUCUGGAUGCAGAACGUCUGGCCCAGUGCCAAGCUCCUGCCACCCCCUCGUCCUGCAGAGGCCGCUGACAUGGCAUUUCCCUGACUCCCUUGCAGCUAAAAUGCCACGGUGUGGGGUGGGGGGUAUUGAGUGAGGUCGCCAGGCCGAGGCCCGCCUGUACGCCGCACUCCACACCCUUGUGCCCUGGCAGCCUCCCCAGAAGGUCCCCCCAGGCCCCCUCUCUGAAGCCCACAUUUCCUUUCUGCUGAUUGUCUGUGACGUCUGAUCAAGGCCUGUCACCCCCGUGGGACUCAGCCACAGGGUCAGCGUGGCUCCUGCGUGGAAGACAGUGGGGCCGAGGGAGGCGCCCCUCAACCUGGGCUCAAAGACCGAAGGAGUGAGUGAGUCUGGAGAAAGUGGUCUCCCUUCUCUGCCCUCGCAGCCCCGCUGAGAUGGUGGAGAAGCGGCCUGGGGCCUCGUUCUGGGGUGGCUGACCCAUGGCCGCUGCCCCGGGCAGGCUCUGCCUUCCGGAAGCAGGAAGAAGGCCAAAGGGAGUGGGAGGGGGCAGCCUGAUGGGUGCUGGAGAUUGGGACCUGCCCCGCCCUGGGGCCCUGGUGCCGGGAAGCCACCCCACCCCCCGGCGGGCCAAGCCACAUAAAGCCGCCGGAGGUCUGCUCCCCACUGCCCUCCUGCCACCAUGAAGGCUGUCCUCCUCGCCCUGCUAGCUGCUGGCUUGGCCCUGCGGCCAGGCACUGCCCUGCAGUGUUACUCCUGCCAGGCCAAGGUCAGCAACGAGGACUGUCAGCACGUGCAGAACUGCAGCCACUCUGAGACCCAGUGCUGGACCGAGCAAAUCCGUGCUGUUGAUCUCCUGACCCUCAUCAGCAAGGGCUGCACCUCGCACUGUGAGGAAGACUCGGAGAACUACUACGUGGGCAAGAAAAACGUCACGUGCUGCUCCACCGACCUGUGCAACCUCAGCGCGGCCCACGCCCUGCAGCCGGCCGCUGUCACCCUGGCGCUGCUCACCGCUCUUGGCGGGCUGCUGCUCUGGGGCCCCAGCCAGCUGUAGGGUCCAGGAGGACCCCGCUGUGUCCCAGGCUGGACAGUGGUGCCCAGGGGCCUGGAGCACUCCUCACACACACCUGGCCCAGUCACGGCCCCUCCUGCGGUGACUCAGGUCAGGCAAUGCCCCCCUGCCCUUUCCAGCCCUCCCUGGCUGUCCCAGGACUGCUGCCCAGCCCCCACUGCCCAGCCAGCUAGGCUCUGUGAUGUGGAACAGCCUGCAGAUGGCCCAUCAGACCCCUGCCAAAUCUUCCGACCCACCCCUUAACACUCACCCAGGUACUUCUUCCUCCAGGAAGCCUUCCCUGCCUGCCACCUCCACAAGCUGAGCCAGGUCCUGCCUGUGGUGUCUCCUGCACCCAGCAUGGAGCAGGCUCUCAGGAGGGCCCUGAAAAGGCUGAGAGGAAAGGUUCCAAGUAGAGUUGGGGUCAGUGGUGUGAGGUCCUGGCAGCCGCAGGAGAUGGAGCUUGGCGGGGGCCCAGCUCCCCGUAUUCGUGUGGGUCCUGGGGCAGCAACCCCAGCACACACACUUGGUCUUUAAUAAAGGCCCUUGGGCUUGGGCGCAGAGAGCCUCUGUCCUUGCAUGCCCCCAGGCUGAGGUCAGAGCUGGGGUCCAGGGCUGUGUGGGGUUGCCACCUGGGGCCAUGUCUGGGCCUGUGGCCAUGCCCUUGGCUCCAACCCAGGCAGGAGCAAAUGUCUGACUCCUGAAAGGAAGGACAUCGCUGCAGGAGGCAGGGCCGUGUCCCUGGGGCCUCCUGGCUCUUGCUGUGUGGCCUCACACAUGUUGCUCAACCUCUCUGAGCCUCAGACGCUCACCGGGACCUGUCUCUGCUAUGAGGACGGACCCAGAGACGUCAAGGCAUGGAGAUAUUUCUGGGUGAGAGGGGCGGCUGCUGCAUGAGGCCCCCAGGGCCCCUGCCUCCCCCUUCAGCUUGAGGACAGCCCCUCUGUCUGUUUCUUCAAUUUCUUAUUUUGUUUGUUGUAAGGGCUUCACACCCAGAGUAAAAAAUUCAAACUGUACAAAAGGGUGCUGGGCCGGUUCUCCGACCUCGACUGCCGGCACCUCCCCCUCUCUAGGGUGCCCCAUUACACUGCCUGGGGAUUCUUCUGGGGUAACUGAGU